Molecule: messenger RNA, 1765 nt
Organism: Coregonus clupeaformis (lake whitefish)
Lineage: Eukaryota; Metazoa; Chordata; Actinopteri; Salmoniformes; Salmonidae
Product: protein sprouty homolog 2-like
Exons: 2
Coding region: 1-975 (324 amino acids)
Biological process (GO): animal organ development; negative regulation of fibroblast growth factor receptor signaling pathway; negative regulation of MAP kinase activity
Cellular component (GO): cytosol; membrane
Source: RefSeq, a predicted model, not a curated record
AUGGAGACCAGUACUCAAAAUGGCAGUGGUGGCGGAGGGUCGGCCGGCUUGCUGCGUGCUCUGCAUGACAGCGGGAGGAUACACCGGCCUCACCAUGCCCAGGAAGGGCAGCCCGAUCCUGGUGUAAACCCCGGCCAGCAGGCCCCUGCCCCUGGCUCCUUGCCUACCCAGCAGAAGAACGACUUGGUGGUGCCACUGGGCCUGGGGACCAACGAGCAACUGGAGCCCCAGGCCCCCAGGUCCAACCAGAGGAACUUACUCCCCGAUCUUCAACAACAUCCCCAGCCCACACACUCUACAGUCCCCUCCAGGGAUGCCCUAUCUCUUUCUUCUAGCACAGAGGGCUCCAGAAGCAGCCCGAGGACCAGUAUAGGCAGCAUGUCUUCCGUGCAGAGGCUCCUGAGUAGCCCGGCGGUUAGCGAACGGAUAAUCAGGACCCAGCCCAAACGGGUGGAGCUUAAACAGGAGGAAUUGAAGCCCCUGGUGAGUACGGCAGGAGGGGCGGUGGUGGUCACGGUGCCCGGUGGCGGUGCCCCCGCUGCUAGGGAGGGGCUGCUGGUUAAACACACCUACCGCUGUGAGGACUGUGGCCAGUGCAAGUGCCAGGAGUGCAUGUGCCCACGCGCCCUGCCCUCCUGCUGGAUGUGCGGCCGGCGGUGCGUGUGCUCGGCGCAGAACGUGAUAGACUACGGGACUUGCGUGUGCUGCGUUAAGGGCCUGUUCUACCACUGCUCCAGUGACGACGAGGAUACAUGUGCCGACAAGCCCUUCUCCUGCAGCCAGUCGCACUGCUGCGUGCGCUGGUCGGCCAUGGGCCUCCUGUCCCUGUUCCUACCCUGUCUCCUGUGCUACCUCCCGGCUAAAGGGUGUCUCGCCGCGUGCCAGAGCUGCUACGACCGCGUCAAGCGACCGGGCUGCCGGUGUAAGAACACUAACGUAGUCCACUGUAAGAGCGUCAACUGUAUACCGACGUAAAGGGAAAGUACAUUGGGUGUUGUGGAGAAUCGAUGGGGGUUGACAACUUUGGGCGACUGAAACGAUCACCUCAUCACGUUUUGGCACUGUAGUCAGAAGUUGAUUGGGGGAUUGGCUAAGCUUAGCUGUUUGACGUGGUUUGUGUCGUUUGUUUUCAGCUAUGGUUCUUAAUACGGGCUGCUUAAUCACCAAGUGCCCUGAUUUUGUAUUGUUAUAAUCAAAGUCCAGAAUGUUAGCCCUUUUGACAUUUAAUACAACUGAUAUGCUAUGGACAGACUCUCCUGACUAACUUGUUUGUGAAUAGUAAUCUCAAAAGUAUGUAAAUUAGCAAAUGACCUCUUCAGAGAUGUUUUAUUUUUGUAUAUAUAAUAUUUCAACUGUGAAAAGCAUUCUGCCAAACCAGAGGCACCUUGAUGAUAGAUCCAUAUAUAUUAUAUAAUACAAUGUUUAAUGUUGUACAUUCAUGGGAAUGUAUAUCAAUCAUUUUUUAUGUUUGCCUUACAAGAGACGGAUAUUUACACAUCGUAUCCCUUCAACUCUACUUGUAAAUUGUACAGUGACCCUAUAAGAACAUCUUUAUUUUCUAAUUUCAACAUUGUUUAGUGUAAAGAAUAUUUAUUUGAAGUUUUAUUAUUUUAUAAAGAAAAUAUUUAUUUUGAGAAGCAUCUUAAAAAAACAUCAGCCUGUUCAAGUACUCUGAUGUUACUGCAAGUUAGGGUUGACUAGGGUUUCAAAUUGGAUGCAUAUGUUCACUAUGAAAUAGACAAAUAUAUUAACGUUUGAAAUUAAA